AUGUCACGUUUAGACAGACGGCGUAAAGGCGUAUUUGGUCCACCUCCAGGUAAAGAAUGUGUUGUCUUUGUAGAUGAUUUGAACAUGCCAAUGAAAGAAAAAUACGGUGCACAACCACCGAUUGAAUUAUUACGUAUGUGGAUUGACCACAGUCAUUGGUAUGAUAGAAAAGAUAAUACAAAGCAGUGUUUAGCUGAUGUACUUUUCAUGGCUGCUAUGGGGCCACCUGGAGGAGGACGCAAUGACAUAACAUCACGUUUAACAAGACAUGCAAAUGUAUUAGGCGUAAAUGAAUUUGAUGAUCAAACAAUGUUGAAAAUAUUUACAACGAUUACAGAUGCGCACUUUGCUAAUGGUUUCGAACCACUAUUCAUGCGAUUGAGUAAAAUUUUGGUUCAAGCCACACUGAAUGUUUACAAAUUGGCUAUAUCAACCUUUUUGCCUACACCAGCUAAAUCCCACUACGUAUUUAAUUUACGUGACUUCGCUCGAGUUAUAAAAGGUGUGCGCUUAGUUCCUGCUAGUAAUAUGAAAGAACAGGACAAACUUAUGCGUUUAUGGAUUCAUGAAGUUUAUCGCGUAUUUUAUGAUCGGCUUACGUUGGCUGAAGAUGAAACUCGGUUUUUUGAUAUUGUACGCCAAACGUGCUCUGAUGUAUUCCGCACAAACAUGGAUAAAAUAUUAGGUCAUUUAAGUUUAAGUGGUCGUGUUGCCGAUGAGGACAUCAGAAAUUUAUUAUUUGGUAAUUAUAUGCAAGAUGAAGGGUGUUAUGAUGAAGUUACAGAUUUAAAAUUGCUGACAAAUCGUAUGGAAGCUUAUUUAAGCGAUUUCAAUGCACUAUCUAAGACACCAAUGAAUCUUGUCAUGUUUAAAUUUGCUAUCGAACAUGUUAGUCGAGUGGCACGUGUAUUAUUGCAAGAUAAUGGACAUGCAUUAUUAGUUGGUGUUGGAGGUAGUGGUCGUCAAAGUGCAACACGUUUAGCCAGCCAUAUUGCAGACCAUGAGUUAUUUGUAAUUGAGAUAACACGUACAUAUGGUGUCAAUGAAUGGAGAGAUGAUCUUAAGCGUCUACUGCUUAAAACUGGACUUGAUGCAAAGUCUACUGUAUUCUUAAUCAAUGAUACCCAGUUAAAACAUGAAUCAUUUAUGGAAGAUAUUUCAAUGUUAUUGAAUUCAGGUGAUGUGCCAAAUCUCUUUCCACCAGAUGAAAAGCUGAGUUAA
This is a messenger RNA of Heterobilharzia americana, 1221 nucleotides long. NCBI's taxonomy places the organism in Eukaryota, Metazoa, Platyhelminthes, Trematoda, Strigeidida, Schistosomatidae. The record is from the annotation of a GenBank genome assembly.